Molecule: messenger RNA, 2005 nt
Organism: Adelges cooleyi (spruce gall adelgid)
Lineage: Eukaryota; Metazoa; Arthropoda; Insecta; Hemiptera; Adelgidae
Product: PRADC1-like protein
Exons: 5
Coding region: 358-987 (209 amino acids)
Source: RefSeq, a predicted model, not a curated record
AUGGUAUACAAUUUACAAAACAAAAAAAAAUAUUUAAUAGGAAAACUAGUAUGCCAGAAUUGUACACAUAUUUGGUCGAAUUGCCAAGAUACUGAAUAAUAUUAUUAUGUUUGAAUCGGAGUACUCAUGCGCGAAAAUAAUUGUUUGUGUUAUGAGUAUUAUUAUUAAAAUAGCUGUACUAUUAUGACGAUGAUAGCUCAUAUAUCUACUGUGAAAUAAUGUAGGUAGAACAAUAUUUAUGAAAUGUGUUGGAAACAAAAAAUUUGUAUGCACACUUUUGUGUUUGAAAAAAACACACGUCAUCAAUUAUUGUUCAAAUCUGUUUAAUUUAUAGUAGGACGUUUUAUUUUUUAAAAAAUGUUUACAAUCUAUCAGAUCACGGUAGCCGUCAACGUUCUGACCAUUUUGCUUUUGACGGUCUUGAAUUUUUACUAUACAGCAGGAGAUUUAACUAUUGGUGGUAUCGCCGACUUUAAAGAAUUUGAGUACGGCGAGGAUCUUUUUUUCGAAAUCACACAUCCACCAGAGUUGCAGUACACGUACAGGAUACGACCGGCAAAAGACAUUGGCGUUCCUUUUCAUAAAGAAAAAUUUCCUCCAAAAAAGAGCAAAUUAAUACUCGUUGAUCCCGAUCACGGUUGUGAUACGCCCAAAAAUGCAAGGAAUAUACGAGGAAACGUCGCAUUUGUCAAGCGAGGUGAAUGUAGUUUUCUGAAAAAAACCAUAGUGAUGGAAACUUGCGGAGCUAAAGCCGUUGUCAUUGCAGAUAACAAUAUUUAUGACGACUCCUAUUAUAUACACAUGAUCGACGAUGAAAGUAAAUUAAAAGCCAACAUUCCUGCCGGCUUUUUGGUCGGUAGAUCGGGCCAUUUGAUUCAUUCUACUAUGACUGAACUAAAACUAAAAGAAUUGCCCAUCGUGUUCCCGUUGAAUAUGACAUUCGUACCCUUACACGAAAUGAACCAACCACCUUGGAUACCCAUUUGAAAAACUGUUAUUUUGAUAAGUAAUUUAUUUAUAAAGCUAUGCAUAGAGAUCUGUCGGCCGUUGUCGUCAAUAAUUAAUUAAGUUUGGGCACAUAUCAGCAGAGGGUGUCUAUUAGUCCGAAACUCAUCCAAAAUAGUCGUAAAAAAACUUUCCAGAAAAUCAUACAAAAUUUUUACAUUUAGAUCGCUCUGCUAAAUAAAAUCUCAGCUGUGUAACUAUUUAUAUAGCAACAAUUAAUAAUAUAGUAGUUAAUAAUUGUACAGGGUUAAUUUAAAUCUAAGUAAUUAUUGAUUAAUAGGAAAAAAACUAAAAUAACUAAAAAGAAUGUUUUAAAAAAUUUAAUUUUGCUCAUUUUUGUUUUACCUGAUUUAAAAUUUUACAUUGAUUUGUAAACAAUUUUUUUACAAAUAGUCAUAUGGCUAAGAUAUAAGUUUUUCUUAUAAGACUUUUUUUAUAAAUAAAUAAUUAUACCGAAUAAUUCAUUUUUCUACUCGAAAUUGUGUUGAAAUAUCAUUAUAUAUUUUAUAAACUAGUCUAAAAUUCUGUUGUUAAAUUUAAGUAGAAGAUGUUUAAUGUAUAAUUUUUUUUUAACUUGAAUAUGGGAAAACUAGGGAAUCGUUAUAUAUUUCUAAAUAAGUUGUAUUAAGUUUUUAAAACUAAAUAAUAUUAUCGGUGGCAAUCAGUUAAUUUAGUCUUAGUGUUAUAUUUGUUGGCCAAUUCUGAUUUUACGAGUACCUAUCUAAAAAAUGCACGCCUCAAUCCACCAUUUCAGUUUUAUUAUAAUUGACUGUUAAUAUUGACUAAUUUUGUUGAGUUAUUAUUCUUAUUAAACUAUAAUUGUAAAUUUAUUUAUUGUAUGUUACAAAUUGUAUAAUUUAAGUAGUACGUAAGUUAUAAAAAUAAAUUUAUUAUGAAAACUAACCAAAUUAAACUAGUAAUAAAAAUUUAAACUGUGUAUUUCAACGUAUAUAUUUAAUUUUAAUUUAACACAUUGAUGGUAAACAUCGGAUUUUAAUUU